This is a messenger RNA of Neopelma chrysocephalum (saffron-crested tyrant-manakin), 2304 nucleotides long. RefSeq names its product motilin receptor (gene MLNR). Gene Ontology annotation, molecular function: G protein-coupled peptide receptor activity. Gene Ontology annotation, biological process: G protein-coupled receptor signaling pathway. Lineage: Eukaryota; Metazoa; Chordata; Aves; Passeriformes; Pipridae. The coding region runs from base 1 to 1086 and encodes 361 amino acids. Gene Ontology annotation, cellular component: plasma membrane. The record is from RefSeq and is a predicted model, not a curated record. The transcript is spliced from 2 exons.
AUGCGGGGCAGCGGCGGCGGCGGGAACGGCAGCGAGGGCGAGCCGUGGCCGUGGCCGUGGCCACCCUGCGACGAGCGACUGUGCCUGGCGGUGCCCCUGUGGGUGCUCGUUCCCAUCACAGCCAUCUGCCUGGGGCUCUUCGUGCUCGGCGUGGCGGGCAACGUCCUCACGGUGCUGGUCAUCCGCAGCUACCGCGACAUGAAGACCACCACCAAUCUCUACCUGGGCAGCAUGGCCGUCUCAGACCUGCUCAUCCUCUUGGGGCUGCCCUUCGACCUCUACCGCCUCUGGCGCUCCCGGCCCUGGAUUUUCGGGCAGCUGCUGUGCCGCCUCUCCCACUACCUCAGUGAGGGCUGCACCUACUGCACCCUCCUCCACAUCACCGCCCUCACCGUGGAGCGCUACCUCGCCAUCUGCUUCCCCCUCAAGGCCAAGGUGGUCGUCACGAAGCGCCGGGUGAAGGCCGUCGUCGGCGUCCUCUGGGCCUUCGCCUUCCUCUCCGCCAGCCCCUUCUUCUUCCUGGUCGGCGUGGAGCAGCCCGAAAACCACACCGACUUCAGCCGCGAGUGCAGGCCCACCCCCCAGGCCUUGCAGUCCGGCCUGCUGGCCACCAUGUUCUGGGUCACCACCUCCUACUUCGUCCUGCCCGUCAUCUGCCUCAGCGUCCUCUACGGCUUCAUCGGCCGGGAGCUGUGGCGGAGCAACACCCGCCUGCGGGGGCCCGGCUCGGUCCUCCGGGAGAAGGGGCACCGCCAAACAGUCAAGAUCUUGGCUGUGGUGGUUCUGGCCUUUGUAAUUUGCUGGUUGCCUUUCCACAUUGGCAGGAUCAUAUUUAUAAACACCCGAGACAUGAGGACGAUGCUGUUCUCCCAAUACUUUAACAUAUUUGCUCUGCAGCUUUUCUACCUGAGUGCAUCCAUCAACCCUGUCCUCUACAACCUCAUGUCAAAGAAGUACAGGACAGCAGCCUACAAGCUGCUGUUGCCACGCCGAGCUGCAGAAAGGGCUUUCACAGUAACAAAAGAUGCUAGUGGCUACACAGAGACCAGCGCCAGCACAAGGAACGAGUACACCACCAGCUUCUGAGACUGCAGCCUGCACUUUUUUCCGGCAUUCUUGCCUAGGGAAGGAAACUUCCUUUUCACAGGAGAGUUGUAAAAGGAUGGACAUUUUGUUAGGGCUUGUGGUAUUUCAUAAUUGUUUCUAUUUUGGAAUAUACAGGUAUUUUGGAAUACCUGUAUUUUUGUUAACGGAGCAAGUGGGUGCCAUAAAGUAGGUGCAACUUGUUCAACUUGUGAAAGAUGAGGAACAGUAAAUUGCCAGUGAAACCGUGGUUUUACUUUAUACAUAUUGUUCAUUGCAUAUCCUCUGUGCAAUUUCUAAUAUUUUCUAAAAAUCAUAACAUCAAGGUCUGCAAAGGAACUCUUCUUGGGUUCAAUAAUGGGUAAAACUCCCAGACUGCCUUUCCAAUUUUAAAAUGGUUUUCUUAUAAACGAGAUUUUGCAAAACACCAUCUCUCAUGGAGAUGGACACCAAAACCAAAAUCGCCCUCCAACUUAAACAGCCUUGGAAGAAGAGGUAUAUGUUUUUGCUACCUGGUCUCGUAAUCAUGAAGGGGACUUUCCUGGGCACUUUCAGUAACUCUUCCCUUAGGAAAGCAUCUGCACUGCACAGCAGCCUCUGGGUUUAAUCCUUUUGGCCUGCCCCAUGUGAUCAAAGAAGGUCUCUUAUUUAUAUGCUAGCAGCCAGUUCUCUGUAUUUGUAAAAGUUUAGAUAUUCCAGAUCAUUUCCUUGUGAUAGAUGUGUAGUGUAUGGCAGAUGUUAGUGGUAUGUGUUCACUGUGUCUCGUUGUGUACUGCGUGUGCAAAUAAUAUGCCAAGUUAACCCAUCUUGCCACAAACAAGACCCGUCACCAAACAUGCUGGACUACACUCAGGAGUUACUGCUGUGUAACGCUGCACUGCAAGUCAAGAGCCAACCCACUAAUUCUGCUCCAAAAGAUUUUAAAUGCAGACUUCAUCUGUACAAUUUAGGAAGGAGGCUCGUUGUGAGAAAAAGCUAGAAGGAGCUGCAGCACUGAUUUCUCCAGAGGAUCGUCGCAUCUAUGAAUUUUACCUGUUACCUUCCUGGCUAUAGUGAUGUAAAUCUGGACCAGAAUCCGUGAAGUGGGACUGUGCUUACAGGAACAUCACUGGUGGUAUGUCAACACUUGCCCUUGGUUCUCUGUUAACUCCUCUUCCUUUUAGGUAGUUGUAGAAAGUGAUGCAGUCCCCCCUGAGCCUCCUUUUCUCCAGGCUAAACAAU